Messenger RNA from Juglans microcarpa x Juglans regia, 2177 nucleotides. Its product is annotated as ankyrin repeat-containing protein ITN1-like. Gene Ontology annotation, molecular function: protein binding. NCBI's taxonomy places the organism in Eukaryota, Viridiplantae, Streptophyta, Magnoliopsida, Fagales, Juglandaceae. The record is from RefSeq and is a predicted model, not a curated record. Bases 301 to 2118 code for a protein of 605 amino acids. The transcript has 8 exons.
GGAAACAAAAGUUUAAAGCUUUUCGUCCUAUUCUCUCUAUGACUCAAAUCUUUACAACGCCAAGAAAUGAAAGAGACUUCUUUUCAUUCCUUUUUGCGGUUAUAAAAGGAUCGAGACUUGGAGUUUCAUUUCAGCACAAUUUUCUUUUUGCUUGCUUAUAGCGUAUAGCGAGACCGAUAUAUAUUUUACAGGCUUCAAGUUUGAGUACUCAACGCCGUCGAUCGGCAUCAUUCGAUCGGCAAGUGAUCAAGCUGGGGAGGAAGGCAAAACAUAAUUAAUAUUUGUAACGCGAACUACUAUAUGGGGUAUGAGCCACUACACAAGGCUUUGCAAAGUGGUGAUUGGAAUUCUGCAAAACAAUUCCUUAAUCUCCAACCCAAUUCAAAGAGCGCAAAAAUUACUACUUCGGGCAAGACUGCUCUUCACGUGUCUGUUGAGGCGGGACAUGUCCAUAUAGUGGAAGCGUUGGUGGAGGUAAUGUCGAAAGAUGACUUGGAAGUACAAGACAAUUUCGGUAACACAGCUCUACUGAAGGCAACAUCUACUGGACAGUACAAGAUGGUGGAGUGCAUACUUAGAAAGAACAAAAAGUUGGUCAGCAUGGGAAGAGCUAGCCCCAAUGGGUUCCAAAUGCUUCCAGUUGUUUGGGCUCUUUCAAAUGGAUAUAUAAAAACAGCUCGAUAUCUUUAUUCUCUCACUCCGCUGGAAGACCUAACUCCAGAAAAGGGCAGGAGCGGUUCAACACUUUGUAGCGAAGCUAUAUAUACCAGAGCUUUAGAUAUUGCUUUGGAUCUAAUCCGGCGCUGUCCACGUUUGGCUCUUGCUCCGGACAACUACAGCUUCAGCCCUUUAUACGCAUUGGCUUCUGCGAAGUACGCAUUCCCAAGUGGACAUCGUCUCGUGUUUUGGAAACGAUGGAUCUCCUCUUGUAUCCACAUUCAAUUGGCAAAUGGUACGACUACCAAUGAAGUUCAUUUGAUAAUUCAAAAAGAUGAGGGACGCCAAAGCGAUGCAGUAAAAACUAACAGAUUAUCAGUUCGAGCCCUACUGCGCCAACCAUUUUCAAAACUCAUUAAACUUUUGGAUAUCGAUCAUUUAUAUGAAAUGAAGUUGGUCCAUGAGCAAUCCCGUCAACUUCUACAUCAUAUGUGCAAAGAAAUCUUAAUUUCAGAUGUGGAAGGAAGGCGUAAAGGUUGUGUCUAUCAAGCCAUUUUCCGUUCAAUCAAAGAAGGGGUUUUCGAGUUUGUACACGAUGUAGUGAAAGCGAAUCCAGAUCUUCUGUGGAGCAAUGAUUUCAAUUCAAGAAAUAUAUUCUCGUAUGCUGUCCUAUGCCGCCAACCUAAAAUCUUUAGCCUUAUAUAUGGACUAGAUAUGAAGAACAACUUGGCAUAUGAUAGAGAUAACUCUGGCAACAAUAUAUUACAUAUGGCAGGGAUGCCACCAGUUUCCAUUAUGCUCAAUCACAUACCAGGUGCAGCUUUACAAAUGCAAAGGGAAUUACAAUGGUUUAAGGAGGUCGAGAGUAUUGUCCAUCCAAAGGUCAAGGAAGUUGGAAAUAAUGAUGAUAUGACUCCACGAGAGUUGUUUACAAAAAACCACAAGGACUUAAUGAAAGAGGGUGAGAUAUGGAUGAAGGAUACAGCAACUUCUUGCACAGUGGUAGCUGCUCUGAUUCUUACUAUCAUGUUUGCUGCAGCCUUUACCGUUCCAGGAGGCAACAAUGACACAGGCUUGCCAAUAUUCUUGAAUACAAAAUUGUUUAGGCUCUCAAUAAUAUCUGAUUCUCUAUCACUAUUUUCCUCUGCAUCUUCUGUAUUGAUGUUCUUGGGAAUCCUCACAUCACGUUAUGCAGAAGAAGACUUCUUUAAAUCAUUGCCCAAAAAAAUGAUAAUAGGCCUUUCCACUCUUUUCUUCUCCAUUGCAACCAUGAUGAUAGCCUUUUCUGCAGGUCUUUUACUUAUGUUACGUGAAGAAUCAUGGAUGGUUAUUCCUGUCAUAUCUUUGGCUAGCAUUCCUGUCACCCUCUUUGUAUUGAUGCAAUUCCCCCUUCUUGUAGACAUGUAUAUUUCAACUUAUGGACCCGGCAUCUUCGAUAGGAAAAUGGAACAAUGGUUGUAACUUAUUCAAUACAACCUAAAGAUGUUCAAUUAGCGAUUGAGAAAGCUACCAACUUUUAU